AUGGGCCGCCGAAGGGCCGCGCGCGGGCCGGGCGCGGAGGGAGGCCGCGCUCGGCGCCCUGCGGGCCGCUCCCUGGAGGCCUUCGCCGAGGAGGUGGGCGCCGCGCUGCGCGCGUCCGUGGAGCCAGAGGCCCCUGAGGACCAGGGCGGCCCGGGCCCGGCGCAGCUGCCCUGCACGCUGGCCAUGUGGGAGUUGGGCCACUGCGACCCCCGGCGCUGCACCGGCCGCAAGCUGGCCCGCCUGGGACUGGUGCGCUGCCUGCGCCUGGGCCACAGGUUCGGCGGCCUCGUGCUCAGCCCCGUGGGCUCCCAGUACGUGUCCCCCGCAGACAGACACUUGGUGGCACAGUCUGGGGUCGCUGUCAUCGACUGCUCCUGGGCCAGGCUGGAUGAGACUCCGUUCGGGAAGAUGCGUGGGAGCCACUUGCGGCUCCUGCCCCAUUUGGUGGCCGCCAAUCCUGUGAACUAUGGCCGGCCCUGCAGGCUGUCCUGCGUGGAGGCCUUUGCUGCCACCUUCUGCAUCCUGGGCUUCUCAGACCUUGCUGUCAUUUUGCUGCGGAAAUUCAAGUGGGGCAAGGGGUUCCUGGACCUGAACCGCCAGCUUCUGGACAAAUAUGCGGCCUGCAGCGGCCCAGAGGAGGUGCUGCAGGCAGAGCAGGAGUUCCUGGCCCAUGCCAAGGAGCACCCUGAAGAGGAAAUCGAUCCCUUUGAUGUGGACUCAGGACGAGAGUUUGCAAACCCCAACCGACUGGUGACUGACUCCCGGCUGCCCAGAAAUGGUGCUGACAGUGACACUGAAGAUGAGUCUGAGGAACUUGGGCCUGACCCUGACGAUGGGGGAGACAGCAGCAGCAGCCCAGAAGAGGAGGAGACUGCUGAGCAAGGGGCUGAAGCCCCCACAGAGAUUUGGAAAGGAAUCAAGAAACGGCAGAGAGACUGA
Rangifer tarandus platyrhynchus (Svalbard reindeer) is the source of this 939-nucleotide messenger RNA. The record is from the annotation of a GenBank genome assembly. Lineage: Eukaryota; Metazoa; Chordata; Mammalia; Artiodactyla; Cervidae.